Messenger RNA from Xyrichtys novacula (pearly razorfish), 11413 nucleotides. NCBI's taxonomy places the organism in Eukaryota, Metazoa, Chordata, Actinopteri, Labriformes, Labridae. The record is from the annotation of a GenBank genome assembly.
AUGAGUGACGACAGCAGCCUUGGUGAGGAUUCAGCAAUAAAACUUUGUAAUAACAAAUGAGCUCCGAGCGACUACGCAUUCAUCCGGGUGAUCAACUUACCCUGCCUCCGUACAGAAUUGAAGGUGCUUGUAGGACUCGGCCGUUUACUUCUGUCAUCUCGUCCCUCACCAUCACUCCAAACUCACGGACAUAUGGGUCGGUGUUGAAGUUGGCACUCCUCAUCUGAAGGAUGAACAAAGCAAAGAUGUCAUUGGGGAUUUUAGAGUUCUUCUCCAAAUGUAGUGUUAAAGAAAAAUGCAGCGGCUCUAUAAUUUUGGACAAAAUGAUCAGUUUUCUUCUUAACUUAUCAUUGAUUUCAACCGAAAAGAGAAGUAUGCACCCAUGGGCCUGUGUUGGGUGUCACACUGAAGACUUGGCAGCAUGGGAGGAAACUUUCUUAUCACACCAGAGCAGUCUGACCAAAGCUUCGUUUUCAGAACUUGUUAAGAAACUGGGAGUUCAGCCACUCAGUGUUGCUAUAUUUUCGAACAACAUAGUUUCCUCUUGAAGUUUCUUUGCUUUGGCUGCUGCUGAUUUCCAUAUUCUUAACGGUUCUUACCAAUAACUAAACUUUUGUGUGAGUUAACGUGACUCAAUUGUUAAAAGGAAUAUUUGUUACAGACUGGCAUGUUUUUAAGAGCGCUGUUAUUGUGAGCCGUGUGUCAUGAGAUAAGAUGAAAUCAUAAAUGUUGGUUUUGCUUCUAAUUCCAGCAUCGCCUUGAUGGAGCGAUGAGUUUUUUGGGUCACAAUCUUGAUGUGACCAUUGAACACGCUUUUCUGAUAAAUCCGUGUUUGUCCUGAAAUAGUUUCAAACUUGAGGCAACUCUUCGAUAUUCAUGGUUGACGUUUCAAGACUUACCAGCUUACUGAUCUCAUCCUGGCGGUCUGGUGCCGAUCGAGCUGUGGCACGGAUCAUGGUGGAGGUCUGAUUGUCUGUCAGCUUUUUGAUGCAGCGCUGUCCUGCCACUAUGUUACACACCUGGAGUGGACACGCAGAAGCAUUAAUCCUGAAUCUAGUGAUCGAUCAGAAAAGAAAAGAGGUAAAGGAGGAUUGACGUGCUCACCUCCAGAGGUAGGUAGGUGUGCUUCUGCUCCUGACCCACUUGUAGACAUGGGAGGUGGGGGUAUCUCAGGAUGAGCUUGUAUUUGUCUUUGAAGUAUUGUGCUACUGUGCAUUCAAUGGUUUGGCCAUUUUCCUGCUGCAGGGGGAACCUGAAGGUUGAGGCACACCAACAACGUCAAAAGGAGAAAAAAAGUACAGACAUCUCCAUGUAGUGUUUGUUUUCAUCCUAACAAUCUGAUGAGACUCACAGACGACAACAGUGCAAACUGAUUUCAACCUCAUCUAGUUUACAUAUCACAUUCAUAGAGCUUGAAUUAAGUUCUGGUUUUAGAGCGUUUCCUGCAUUAUGCUUUUACUGCACUUCAUGUACCUCUACAUGAUAUAAGCAGAGGAUUGCCAAAAGGUGUGCAAUGAUCUCCCAGCUCCACUAGUCUAUCAGAAAAACAGGGCUUGACACCAACUUUUUUCACAAGCAGCGCAUGUGCUUCUAAGUUGAAAAAGUAAGCACACAAAGAGCUUUAGGGGCACAAUGAAAAUUGAUCAGAUAAUGUGUGUCUUAUUGGUCGACGUAAGUACUAUAAUUUGAAAUCAGUUUCAGGUCUUUUGCUCACAUGACAUGGAAGCUAUUGAAGAAAAUGUUCAGAAUUUGCCUUUAAAUUUAACACAAACAUUUUUAGAGGACAAAUUAGGGAACUAAAGAAGUGUGUCUUAUUGUCCAACCUUAGUACUAUUAUUUGAAAUCAAUUUUAGGUCAAUUGGUCACAUGGCAUGAAAGCUAUUGAAGGAAAACAGCCUUUUUUGAGAACGUCAACCAGUAAUUUAUUGAUGGUCCCUAAUUUAACACCCGAUGUUGCAGAGUAGAUUAAACCGCACUGCUGUUGCUAUUCCCGGUUAUGGAGAGUUAAAAGACACCGGUAGCUCUGCAGUGAAUGUCCGUCGAAUAUCCAACCUAAAACUAACUUCACUGGGGUGUUUUCAUGAAAAAACAUUUUUUGCCUCAGCUGAUUUUUGUUAUGCGCACAUGUGUCCCUGAAUACAUUUUACAAUUCGCACACAUCUAUUUUUAGUGGCAAAUGCGAGUGAAACAGUCGCACUGUCGAGCCCUGAAAUAUGAGAGCUGCAGCCAGAUCUGUAUCAUCAGAAAAGGUAGGGAACCUGAGUUGGCAGGAAAUUAAGUACACACUGUAUAAAGAGAUAAACAAGCGGCACAAAAACAACAACAACACAGUGAGUCUCAGUUUAAGUAUAAUCAAGCAAAGUGAAGGAACUACAGAGUGAGUUUGGGAAGAAUAAAAGAGCCUGUAAAUAUGGGAUGGAAAUUUUUUAAGAUACGCUAAUCGCUGCGAUGACAAAAUAACUCGGAUUAGCUCCAGGAGGAUUCUUACGUUUGGUGACUGGCUGGUCUUCGUGUCACGUUGCAAACUCUGUACUUCCUUUUCAUCUGCCCACAGUGCGUGAUCUCCACCUUCAGGCCUUUGUGCAGGAAUCAUGUGAAAGAUUAGGAGAGAGGACUACAGUCAUUAAACAAAUAACAUGAAAUAAGAUAGUGUGUCAAACUUCCGCAAUUUCAGGACAGAACAUUUGUAUCCUCUAUUAGCUGGGCAAUAAACCGACUGCAAAAUGAUCCGAUUAAUUGUUUUACGUAUCCCAGGGGUUCACCAACCUUUGAUUUCUUUUGUAAAUUUUACUCUUUGAGAGUCCGUUAAGGGCUUCUGUUGUUCUUCAAUGCUUUUAAAAUCCAAGACCUCACACAUGAACUCGAUUACAGGCUGGGCUUUGUAGAACGCAGUGGCCGAAACUGCAAACAGAAGCAGAGCGUGAUAAUGAGAUUCAGAAAAUCAAAUGUUUAACCGGAAGACUCGAGCAAAAUCAAAAUGAAAGUUACCGUCAAUGUUGAGCAUCAUUUUCCAAAGGGAAGGCCUGACAGAUUGGUGGAAGCCAAACCACACCUCUCUACCGCCACCGAGGGGGUUCGAACAUCCCUCUGAGGGGGUAAAGAAAGAGCGGCCCACUGGGGUGUACCUGAAACAGACGGAAACGUGUUUUUACAAAGAUAUGAUUUUCACAAAUGAAGGACAGAUAAUGAAAACACAAAAAGAGAUCUGUGACAGGUUUACCCCGGACUCUGACAAGAGUAUGCACAAGAACCAAAUAAAAGAGCGACUCAGGGUUCAAUAACUUCAAUCUCACCUCAUAGAGGGCAGGUGUCUCAUGACCACAUCCAAGGCUUGGACCGUCUCAAAGGGGACGCUGGGUAGCCGUCCUGACAGAGCCUCGUGCAGAGCCUGCAGGCUGACGCAGGACACCCACUUGAUGGAGACUUUGAAGCUGCGGUCUUUGCCUUCGCCAGGAAUGGUUACCUCGAGCUCCACCUGAUGGGUGAUGAUGGAGGAUGGGAAAAGUCAGAGGUCGUUACUCUUCAGUCGUCUAUCGUUAUGUAAUUUCUGAAAAGGUGGAGGUUUUGGAUGUUGCAGACAAGUCUCUAAAUCACAUACUUUGUCUCGGCCUAUGGGUAAAGGCAUGGCAGUGUAGAGAUUCUUCCUCCCAUCAUACACCGGUUUUCGAUCACCAAAGAUUUGUGUUUUAAAGUGCUGGACCAUGUGCUCCACGAUUUCACUGAGAGCAGAUUGGGAAAUGAAAAUCAGUACAUUGAAAGGGGACACACAAAUGUGCACGAGAGACAGCUGGAUACCAGGAAAAUAAUAAACAAGCACACACCGGUUGACCCUCCUGGGGCAUUUCUCCGGCUUGAUGUCGAUGUCAUAAUGGUAGACCUCCAGUUUGGGGAUUUCCAUCUCAAAGAAGUUGGCUUGGAGCUUGAUUGUCCUGCCCAUGGUGCCAAAGUCUGGCCGCGAUGGAGGCUUGAACACAUACUCUGGCACUGGGGAAGAUGGGGGAUCUAAAUCAUGAGGGUGAGAGGAAGAAACAAGCCAAAGUGAACCAUUAGGAUUCAAUUACAGACCCUCACUAUUUCCCAGGGUCUUAAGGACCUAAUUACUAUCUUCCUCCCAUAUGAUUGGCAUUUUCAUGAUUAUAUGGACAAUGUCAAUUCAAAAAAGUUUAUAUGUUUCUGAAAUAAUUAUUUAGACUUUGUAUCCAACCAAAAACAUGUUUAAAGUCAUCUUUUUAAUCGUUACACUAAGCUAAAAUGAGAGUAUGACUGGUAUGAUUCCUCUUGACUGCCUCUGCCUGAUGUGCAGAUUCAUAAGGAGCCACACUGAUGCUAAUGCCCUCUCUAUAACAACAUAUUUUAGGAUAACAUAGUCUGUAAGUUUCUUUUGUUUGUACAUUUUAUUCUAUUUCCAUUUCAGAUGUUGUUGGCAGAAAUCGUAAAUUUCAAAAAGUGUGUCUCUGAAAGAUAAAUGACUCAGCAGUUGGGGUUGCUCCUCAACUCUCAAGUCCUUAAAAUGAACUCCUCUUCAUCUGGUUGGACAAACAUGACACCAUCAGACAAUUAUUGCUCCUACUUUUCCAAAUCUUUCGGUGCUGUUUUUCAAAGUGGUUCUUGAAAUGCACUGUUAAAUGAUCAGACUUCAGAGGGCGUAGUUCUUAUCAUUGCAAACCUGUAUUUUCUGUCUGUUUAUGACACUUUAAAACACUGCAGCACUGAAAAUAUGUCAAAGCUUGUUGUUGGUCCAUGUGAGCACCAGCUACCACCAUCAGGCACCAAGCUUUGAUGAUUUAUACACACUGAUGCUCAAUAUUAGCUACUAGAGCAAACUCAGCGUUCCCAUCAGAGCCUUAUCUUUAUGCUGCAGCUCCAGAUCUGUUUAUUCAAACAGAAAAACACCCAUAAACCCAGGCAAUGCCUAUAUUUAAUGGCCUUUUAUGUGCACAAAGGCAGAGUCAUUAAGAGCACUAAAUGAGGUGCAUCUAAGGGGAAAGUGACGAUAAAGACUGACACCGUCUUCUUUAGUGUCUCUCUUAUACAGCUCCAUCUGCAUACUGUAAUGGCUGAGGAUGUAAAAGAAAGUCGAGUGUUGCCAUUUACACUGGAACCUCUGCGGGAGCCAGUUUUAGGCUUUCAGAGCCCAAAUAUGGACUCAAGACUCACCAGAGCUUGCUGACCCAGAGGAACGGGGUCCCUCGAGCAUCUCAGAGGCUACAGGGGGACAAAUAUGACAAGUUAGCGACCGGAACUCACACGAAGAAAGUUUUUUCCUAGAAAUGAAAAGUCCACUUUUACUGCUCAUCACAGCAGCCUAUAACGAUCAUAAACAGAUGUGUGAAGAACUGAAUGUUGCAAAUGUUUAAUAGUACAUCUCUAAUGCUUAUGUCUCACUUGCUUAUCACCUCCAUGGCACCUUGGUCUACAAUCAAGGCCACCUUUUUCAAAACCCUUAUCAGCUUGGGCGCAGUAGGAGUCCAGCAAGCUGACAAUCUAAACCCUGCUGAAGCCACCCAUUCACCCCGAAAAGCAACAGGGCAAGACUAAUAGUAGAGUCGUUCAAGAGAAGAGAUGUCUCCCAUGACAGAGACAUUCAUCCAUAACAUUUUCAGUCGUCAUUUUUCCUGCGGUAAAGAGCUUUUUUUUAGAAAUUUACUCAACUAAACAAUACAAAAGCAUGAUCUUGCAAUCAGCUGGACACAACUCAUGUAUGAGGUUGAUGUAAAUAUGGCCUGAAAACUCUCUGAUCACAGUGACAAAAAGCCCAGAUCUUGCGUUGAAAUAAAGUUACUAUCACAGCCAUAUGGGGAAAAAAACUAAGUAUAUAGAUUCAGCCAUUUUCUACACGUAUUCAGCACUGUACCAGAUUAGAAGAGCAGUAGAUUUACUUCUAUCUAAGCAAAGUAUCCUUGAGAAACUGUAGCUUUACUUGGAUAGAAAACGUUCAGGUUCAAGGCAGUUGCAUUUGUACUUGAAGUUAGAGAUUGAGUUUGCCUCCUUUUACAAACAAACAACACAGAGGAAGUCAUCAGAAACAAACAUCUGGCAGACUAAAAGGAAUGACCCUCAGUGAAAACAAAGUAAGCCACAGGAAAUACAAACGAGAUAGAAACAAGCUGAAGCAAUUCAUCAAAAUUUAGUAAAUAAAAAUUGAAGAUGCAACGACAGAAAAGGUCCAAAAAACAGCAAAUCAAUAAUGCACAAGUUGGAUCUUUAAUAUCAGUGCUGUAUCACAGUGGUUUGUUGAUCUUACCCAUGGCUGCUGAUGCAUAGCUGUUUUUAUAUCACCUGCUUGAUCAGGCUGAUACUUCAUACCUACAUCCAUAAGCAAGAAACUGCAAUUUACUAUGUAAGGGAAUCAUUAGCCUUAUACUGUACAUGGCUGCCUUUUAAUACCUGCUCCACUCCUGGAAAGUAGUUACAAUUGGUGAUAAUAAUGAAAAUCGACAAUAUGAAGCAUUAAUAAACCAGUCUAAUGAUGAUUUUAGAUACUUUACCAAGUUUCUGCAAAACUUCUUGCACAUGUCUCCGGGUCAUCUUCAAGUGUCCAACAUCACUAAGCCAAUCUUGCCAAUGUCAAAUAGACUUAAUGGUGCAGAAAUGCACAUAUUUGCCGAAAGGUAUUCUACAUAACUUUAUAUAUUCAACCUUAACUAGUAUUUGGCAGCAGACUGUACGUGAUCAGAUUAGAUAGCAUGGUCGGCCGCUAUAACUCUGGACUUCGUGUUCAACGGUGAGGCACUCAAAGACAUUAGGUUUUAUUUGUAAUAGAAACUACUUCCUCAAAACCACCAAGAGCAUAAUCUAGUCCCUCGUAUUUACAUCUAGUAGCUCAGUAUAGCAAGUUAAAGCAGGAGUCCUCCUUGAAGCUAACUCGGCUAGCCGCUUGUUGUUGCACGCUAGCUAAGCUUGCCUCCACACAGACUGGGACGAAAUGUUCUCAACCUUAGGCUUUUACCUUUCUCUACGAACUAGAUAAGUCAAACAAAAACUGAGUGAAUGUUUCAAUAAUAUCCCACGGCAACGAAACACCAAAAAUGAAGAAUUGUAGUGUUAAUUUUGCAUCAUUUAGCCGUUGCUAAUGUUAGCUGCAGCACUUACCUCCAGCAGAGGAAUACAUUUUGUCGACUUUUCAAGCGUGUGUAUACUCCACUUUAAUACGGCCAAAUUCCACCGAAACUCAUACGUGGUUGAAGAGUAUACCUAUGAACUUGAGCAAUGGAGGAGGCCCAGUUCAGAAAUAAAGGUUUUAAGUAAGCCAAGUGGUAAAUAUUUGGAGUGUCUCAUCCUCGGCACGGCCCCAUCCCCCCAGCACACAAAACGGUAGCCGAGAGGAAAGAUAACACCCAUGCAGCACAAGAGGACUCACCGGAGUUCACUUCCGUCUUCGGUCGCUUCCCGUGUUUAGCAGUGUCUUGGCUAUUUCAGUUUCCUUAUGGAUAAACGAACUCAGAACAUACAAAAAAAUCUUUAAACUACAUGAAAAACAAAAAUAACCUAAAACGGUUUUCUUUACUGGACUUAUUUAUGAUCCGAAUAUAAGACCCUGAAAUUCUUUAUUCAUGGUCUUUUCAAAAGCUGGUUCAACACUUUAUAAGUAUCACCAAUAUGCCUUUAUAUUUGUAUUUUGACGAAUAAUAAAACGUUAAAAAAAGAGUUUCCUUGGUCACUCGACUCGACUCUACCAAAACAAGUCAACCCGCUCAACUUUAGCCCAACUUUAUAUUAAGUUGUUAAAAUGUUUGUAAAAUAAAUUGAAUUGUUAUCCCAGACUUUGUAAAGUUUGUAAAAAUCUUGCCUAAUGUGCAACUGUUAUAUUAUUUCACAUCAACCCCACUAUUAGUUGCCAGCCCAGUAUCUUAGGAACUCAAUAAUCUCCCAAGAAGAGGCUGUAAAAAUCCGCCGGAAAGACUAUCAGAUUUUGACGGCGUGCGUCAGCGGUGAACUCUCUUGCCAGCUAAACUCUUCAAUGACGUCAGACGCACGCCGCGCGGUCUCGUCUUUGACCCAAAUUCAAAUCUAAAAAGCACAAAUAAAGACAGUAUUCCCGAUAGAGAAUAUACGGUCUUUCCUCAAAGCGCAGGUCUACCUUGAUCUGAUAUUCUUAUUAAAAGGCAAAUUCGUAAACUUUAUUGAGUUUUUUCGCUGUCAAUGGACAAAAAUAAAUAUAUAAAUAAAUAAAAUACAACAGGAAGAAAUUCAUUGCGCGGGCGGGGGAAGUAUUUCCGGUUCACCUAACUCAGGUAAGUAAUUCAAAAGUAUGAAACAUGUACGCCUACAGAUGUAAAUUGAAAUAAAUCUUUUCAAAUAGAUAAUAGUUUGGUAACAGUACGUGUUAACUUGACGUGGUAAAAAGAAAAUAGAGGAUAAAAAAGUUUUUAUUUUUUAGAAAACUCAAAGGUGUAAGGACGAGCUCCAAAUCCGUGUGAGAGGUUAGUUUCAGCAAUGACAUUUUGGUAAACAAUGGUAAAAUGUUAAGAAAUAAAAAUAUAUAUGUUGGCUACGCUGUUAAAAUGAAAGUGUUUUGGAUAUCUGGCCUGUUUAUUGUUAGUUUUUGAUCCACAUCAACCCUCUUUCCCCUUUUUUCUUUGAGUCUGCUGUAGCAGUAAACGUGUAAAUAGUCUAAUCUUAAUUUUAAUAUUAUUCUUGUACCGUUUUCCCUCGGACUUCCUUUUCUUUUUACUUGAGGUGUGUUUUUAUUCAUUUCGUGUGAACCUUGAAACACCGCACAUUAUUUUUACUCUAAGGACCUAUCUCCGUUUAAGUGAUCGGUUUAUUUGUCAGUCUUUGUGAACCUGUUUUCCUGUGGCUUCUUUGCUUACUCAAGCCUGGAGCGCAGCUUCUCUGUUCGCCCACAAGUCGGCGUUGUUCACCACUAAAUCAGCCCCACUGGAGCGCUGAGAUUGGAUUAGACAUGCUCCUUAAACUGUUUAAAGAUGAGAUUAGAUAAAAAAAAAAUCAAUCUCUGAUGAUGCUUUUGGGGAAACUGGUGAGAUUUAUUUUUAUGGUCCAAACCGGUGACAAAGUAGAUGUUGUGGGAUCGCCCAUCCACUGAUUUGCAUAUUUAAUGUUCUGGUUCUGCUUAUUUUAUUGGCUCCUGUUUUAGCAGGAUUCUUAACACAAUGAAAGACGGACUAAAAUUCAGAAAUGAACAAUGAAAUAUGUAAUUCGGUUUAAAUUCAGUGUUAAAAAGGAUAAUAAUGUUCAUCAUUGAGUUAGUUUUUAUAUUCUCUAACAGUGACAUCGUUAAAACACUAUAUAAUGCUAAAAAUGUGAAAACAAAAAGAGCGCCUUUUUAAAAUAAUAUACAAACAAAGACGACGUCAACAACCACACAGUCUGAAAUCAGGAGGCCUUCUGGGUAAUGAUGUUUUGUCUCUUUAAUUGAUCCCUCUAAAGACGUCUAUUGGCCACGCGGCCAACACUUUAAUUGGCUCAUUGAUUGAUAGUAUAAAAACACAACAAUGCAGCCACAUAGCCCGGGUGGUUUCCCCCCUAUAAGAAAGCUGGCGGAGUGAACUGGGUGUAGCUGUGUCUGUGUGCGCCUUGGCCAAUGGAACCAGAUCCUCCCUGCAGUGCGUAAGAGCGCGAUUUAGGAUUUAACCAAGUCUUUGCUGCGGGGCUGGCUGCAGUCUUCACCAGAUCCCGACGGCCUGAGAGCCUCUCGACGAUGUCAGUGUAGUUUUCACACCGCUCUGGAGUCAGACUGCUUUGUUUUUCGAUUACUGAUUUAAACAAACCCACGCGUUUCCCUUCGAAGUAUGACUGGAGUAUUCGACCGGAGGAUCCCGAGUGUAAAACCUGCAGACUUUCAGAGCUCCUUUCAACUCUCCACCAUGCACCAUCCGUCUCAGGAAUCUCCUACUUUACCCGAGUCCUCCGCCACGGAUUCUGGCUAUUACAGUCCGGCCGCUGGAGUCACACACGGGUACUGUUCGCCCAGUUCCACCUCGUACGGGAAACCUCUCAAUGCUUACCAGUACCAGUAUGCGGGAGUCAAUGGAAGCGCUGGAAAUUACUCGACAAAAUCCUACACUGAUUACAGCUCGUACACGACCCCCGCCUACCACCAGUAUGCUGGGACUUACAGCAGAGUGCAAGCCCAGCCGAGUCCUCAAGGUACGGCCCUCAGAUUUCUGCAUUUAUAUGUUUUCUUUUUUACAAAAUCAUUCAUGGGUAACCAUCUGUACUGUUGAUUUAAGUCAAGCUUCAGUUUUAGGCUUUUUUAAAGGUACUCUCACAUAUUUUCCAGACAGUUCCUCUUACAUGAAAAUCUUUAAUUUUGCUAUUUGAAGCCUAAUUCAUAAGAAACGUUGAUUAUUUUUACUGUAAAGUGUGAGAGUCAAUCAGAUUUUAUGUUUGGGACAACAUGUUCUUCCUUUUCUUGCAAGGAAUUAAAUUCGUAUUUGAAAAUACAUGCUCUUAGAUUUUUUGAUGGUUUAAGCAACAAUCGAUUUCAAGUGUUAAUACAAAAAAAUACAGAUUUUAGCAUUAAAAACAUUCAAGCUUGAUUUAUUUUAUUUUAUUUUUUUCUAAAGAAAAAGAAAUAGCUGAGCCCGAGGUGAGGAUGGUAAACGGCAAGCCGAAGAAAGUACGGAAGCCUCGGACCAUUUACUCCAGCUUCCAGCUGGCCGCCCUGCAGAGGCGCUUUCAGAACACACAGUACCUGGCGCUGCCGGAGAGAGCCGAGCUGGCUGCCUCACUGGGACUCACGCAAACACAGGUGACGAUAUAUCUAAAAAAAUAUUUUAACCAUAUUUCCUUGUUUUUGCUGCUUUUAUAUUCCUGUUUGUUUACAAUAAUGUUCACCGUUUUAGAGAGUUUUUCUCCAGUGCGCUUUUACGCACAGCAUCCAUUGAAACGUUUCUUCAUUUUAAGUCUAACAUUUUAUUUUUUUACGCUUUUUUUCAGGUAAAAAUCUGGUUUCAGAACAGGAGAUCAAAAUUGAAGAAGAUCAUGAAAAACGGUGAGCUUCCUCCGGAGCACAGCCCCAGUUCCAGCGACCCCAUGGCGUGCAACUCCCCACAGUCCCCUGCCGUCUGGGACACACAGGGCCCCUCCAGGCCGCACAGCCUGCAGCCACAAAACAUCAACACCACAGCGGCUAACUUUUUGGAAAACUCGGCCUCAUGGUACACCUCAGCCGGCAGCUCCAUGGCCCCCCACCUGCAGACCCCUAACUCGAUACAGCACUCGUUGGCUCUCGGAGCGGGGACGUUAUAUUGAAAAUAAAAAACCCUUGUUGUUCAUUUCAAACCUUUUUCUCCUCCUUCUAUGGGACUCGUGUUCAAAUUCAGAGGAAUAUGCAAUGUAUUUGAUGACAGUCAUAGAAGAAACGUGUAAAAUGUGUAAAUGUGUGCAUGUAAUUUAUUGCAUUUUUUGGAAGACUAUUAAACGUUUAAAUGGACAAUGGACCUUUGAA